Arctia plantaginis is the source of this 1167-nucleotide messenger RNA. The record is from the annotation of a GenBank genome assembly. NCBI's taxonomy places the organism in Eukaryota, Metazoa, Arthropoda, Insecta, Lepidoptera, Erebidae.
AUGAGUCCACGAUCCUGUAAAAUAGUGAUUGCAGCCUCUGGCAGUGUAGCUGCUAUGAAAAUACCGAUUUUGAUAAAAUCUCUAUUGGAACCGAGUGAUAAAAGAAAUUAUGUUUUUGAGGUUCACCUUGUAGUGACGGAGCACGCUAAACAUUUUUUCAAGAUGACGGACCUACCGACGGAUGUGAAAGUAUAUGAUGAUGCUUUGGAGUGGCAAGCCUGGCAGCAAAGAGGUGACCCAGUCUUACACGUAGAACUUGGAAAACUAGCGGACAUGAUGGUAGUUGCACCAUUAGAUGCCAAUACCUUGGCUAAAAUGGCACAAGGCUUAUGUGAUAACCUCCUUACUUGUACAACAAGAGCUUGGGAUAUGAACAAGCCGCUAAUAUUCUGCACUGCAAUGAACACAAGAAUGUGGGAACAUCCUGUAACAGCGCAGCAUAUAGCCACAUUGAAGCAGUGGGGUUAUAUAGAAAUACCCCCUAUUGCGAAAACUUUGAUUUGCGGAGAUGUUGGUGUAGGGGGGAUGGCAGACGUCCAAACAAUCAUGGACAACAUUGUGAAAAUUGCAGACCAGAAAUUUAAUAGAGUUGUAUUACUUUUAGCGGCUACAGGAAGUAUCGCUGCAAUUAAAAUACCGCUCCUGUUAAAAACUCUGUUGGACCAGCCAAUCUGUGCAACUAAUUAUAAGUUUGAGGUAUAUCUUAUAGCUACGAAAGCUGCAAAGCGGUUUUUCAAAAUAGAAGAUGUCCCUCCAGAAGUACAUGUAUAUGACGACGAAAUCGCAAGUCAGUUCUGGCAUCGCCCUGGUGAUCGUAUUCUCCAUGUUGAGCUAGCAGAAAUGGCUGACAUGUUGCUAAUUGCACCAUUAAAUGCCAACACGAUGUCUAAAAUUGCACAAGGUAUGUCCGACAAUCUUGUAACGAUUACCAUUCGAUGUUGGCCCCUAAACAAGCCGGUGGUCUUCUGCCCUGGAAUGAAUCCAAAUAUGUGGGCGCAUCCGAUCACCGCUCAACACUUAGCCACUCUUAAGAAAUGGGGCUUCAUAGAAAUACCACCGAUUCGUAAAAAGUUACUUUGUGGCAGUUAUGGAGUAGGUGGUAUGGCUAAACCGGAUACAAUAGUGAAAUUCAUUAUCGAAUUUGCUAAUACUGAGGGCCUAGUGUAA